AGUUUUGAUUGUUGCUGCGUUAAGCCGUGUCAAUAACAGUAACGCCGUUACACUCUCUCCCUCUCUCUCUUUGAAUUUGCUCUCUAUUCAUUGUGAGGUGCAUACAACAAGUGCAAAAAUAACAAAAAUUACAACACAUUAGAGGAACUAUUCACAUAGAAUUGUUUCUCAAUUAUUUGGUGUUUAUUUAAAAAAAAAUUCAAUUGUCAAGUGAUUUGAGUUGACAUAAUACUUCAUUUCAACUCCGUCAUUAUCGGGUAAAAAAAAGUUGAAAAAAUUUCAAUUUGAAUAAAAAUCAGCCAGUGGCAGUUACACCAAAAAAAAAAAAAAAAGAGAAGUGUUAAUCACAUUCAGCAGCUAAUUAAAUUUUCCUUCCAAUUUUCUUCGCUCGAGUAAAACUCACAUAAAAGAUCGAUAUGGAGGCCCCAGAAUUCCGUGAUUUCGCCAAAUCGAUGGUAGAUUAUAUUGCUGAAUAUUUGGAAAAUAUCAGAGAUCGUCGUGUCCUGGCCAAUGUAAAACCUGGCUAUUUGCGUCCCCUGAUUCCUGAUUCGGCUCCCGAAAAACCCGACAACUGGCAAGAUGUGAUGAGUGAUAUUGAGCGGGUCAUUAUGCCAGGUGUGACACACUGGCAUAGUCCCAAAUUCCAUGCCUAUUUCCCCACCGCCAAUUCCUAUCCCGCCAUUGUGGCUGAUAUGUUGAGUGGAGCCAUUGCCUGUAUUGGAUUCUCAUGGAUUGCCAGUCCCGCCUGUACCGAAUUGGAGGUUGUCAUGCUUGAUUGGUUGGGCAAAAUGAUUGGUUUGCCCAAAGAGUUCUUGGCCUGCUCUGGAGGCAAGGGAGGUGGUGUCAUUCAAGGCACGGCCAGUGAAGCCACUUUGGUGGGCCUGUUGGGCGCCAAGGCCAAAAAGAUCCAGGAAGUUAAGAAAGAACAUCCCGAUUGGACUGAUGAUAUGAUUGUCUCCAAAUUGGUGGGCUAUAACUCAUCGCAGGCCCAUUCCUCGGUGGAAAGAGCUGGUCUCUUGGGUGGUGUGAAAAUGCAUUCCGUGCCCUCGGAUGACAAGAACAGUAUGCGUGGUGAGGCCCUGGAGGCGGCCAUUAAAAAGGAUUUGGAGGCAGGACUCAUACCAUUUUAUGCCGUUGUUACCUUGGGCACCACCAACAGCUGUGCCUUUGAUCGCCUGGAUGAAUGCGGUCCCGUGGGCAAUAAAUACAAUGUAUGGAUCCAUGUUGAUGCCGCCUAUGCCGGUUCCGCCUUUAUUUGCCCCGAAUAUCGCCAUCUGAUGAAGGGCAUUGAAACGGCCGACUCGUUCAAUUUCAAUCCCCACAAAUGGAUGUUGGUGAACUUUGAUUGCAGUGCCAUGUGGUUGAAGGAUCCCACCUGGUUAGUGGAUGCCUUCAAUGUUGAUCCCUUGUAUCUGAGACAUGAUAUGCAAGGUUCUGCUCCCGAUUACAGACAUUGGCAAAUUCCAUUGGGCCGUCGUUUCCGUGCCCUGAAACUGUGGUUUGUUUUGCGUCUCUAUGGUGUGGAAAAUCUACAGGCUCAUAUUAGACGCCACUGUAAAUUUGCUCAAGAAUUUGCGGCUCUUUGUCGUGCCGAUGAUCGUUUUGAAAUUGUCGGAGAUGUGAAUAUGGGUUUGGUGUGCUUCCGCCUCAAGGGUGCCAAUGAAUUGAGUGAGAAUCUCUUGAAAUUGAUUAAUGGUCGUGGUAAUAUCCACAUGGUACCGUCCAAAAUUCGUGAUGUCUACUUCAUACGCAUGGCAUUGUGUUCGCGCUUUACCAAAUCCGAGGAUAUGGUUUAUUCGUGGAAUGAAGUCAGUGCUGCAGCCGAUGAAAUGUUGAAAAAGUAAGCGAAUGAAGGAAGAAAGCCGUGCAGAUAACAGUAUUUACGUCAUGUUUAGCUGCAACAUUUUCGUUUACUUAAUAAGUUUUAAAGAACUGGGACCAUACUUGCAACAUAUUUAGGGAAUUUAAAUGUGCUUCAUGUUUUUUUUUAUAUAUACACAUACAUAUAUCAUAAUGUUUUUUUGUUAGUUUUUAAGAUGUUAAAAAUGUGUAAUUCAUAUAUGUACACUAUAUAAAUAAGUAAAAUAAUUAGUUGAUUGUUGUUAAUUUAAUGUCAUUUAAAAAUUAGGACACCUUAAAAAGAACAAAAAGAAAAAAAGAUUCCAAAAUACUCAA
This is a messenger RNA of Musca domestica (house fly), 2175 nucleotides long. Its product is annotated as aromatic-L-amino-acid decarboxylase. Gene Ontology annotation, molecular function: pyridoxal phosphate binding; aromatic-L-amino-acid decarboxylase activity. The transcript has 5 exons. Gene Ontology annotation, biological process: amino acid metabolic process; catecholamine metabolic process; serotonin biosynthetic process. The record is from RefSeq and is a predicted model, not a curated record. Lineage: Eukaryota; Metazoa; Arthropoda; Insecta; Diptera; Muscidae. Bases 417 to 1844 code for a protein of 475 amino acids.